CAAGUCCAGCGACGCGGUGGUGCUGGGAGCCAUGGGCGGACCCAAGUGGGAUGGACUGGACUAUUCCAUCCGCCCCGAGCGAGCGUUGCUGGCGUUGCGCCAGGAGCUGGGGCUGUUCGCCAACCUGCGUCCGGUGAAGCUGUUCGCCCCUUUGGCGCAGGCUUCGACCCUCAAGCCCGAGGUGGUGGCGGGAACCGACCUGCUCGUCGUGCGCGAGCUGACCGGCGGCAUCUACUUCGGACAGCCCAAGGGCGUCACCACCGAGCCCGACUGGUACCGAGCGGGGCUUCAACCCUGGUCUACACCACGCCCCGAGAUCGAACGGAUCGCCAGGGUGGCCUUCGACGCCGCCGCAGGCGCCGCGGCCGGGUGACCUCGGUGGACAAGGCCAACGUGCUGGAGUCCACCGAGCUGUGGCGCAGGGUGGUGACCCGGGUCCGCGACGAGGAAGGCUAUGGCGACGUCGAGCUCGACCAUGUGCUGGUGGACAACUGCGCCAUGCAGCUCAUUCGGGAUCCCAGGCAGUUCGACGUCAUCGUCACCACCAACAUGUUCGGAGACAUCCUGAGCGACGAGGCGGCCAUGCUCACGGGUUCCAUCGGCAUGCUGCCGUCCGCCAGCCUCGGCGGCAAGGUGGGCAUGUACGAGCCCGUGCACGGCAGCGCUCCGGACAUCACCGGGCAGGACAAGGCCAACCCGCUGGCCACCAUCCUGACGGUGGCGCUCAUGCUGCGCCACUCCUUGACCAGGGCGCCGCCGCCGACUGCAUCGAACAGGCGGUGGAGCGGGUGCUCGAGGCCGGCCACCGCACCCUGGACAUCUCCGAGGGGAAGGCCAACGUGGUGGGGUGCAAGGAGAUGGGUUCCCUGGUGCGGCAGGAGAUUGCGGCCGGCCGCGGAGCUUAGCGUGACAUGA
This is a messenger RNA of Geodia barretti, 915 nucleotides long. NCBI's taxonomy places the organism in Eukaryota, Metazoa, Porifera, Demospongiae, Tetractinellida, Geodiidae. The record is from the annotation of a GenBank genome assembly.